UCAAUAUUUCUAGUAUUUCUCUAUCUUUACAAAACAUUGUAGAAUGAUGAGAUACUAAAGUUAUGAACAAUGCCAACGGAAAUGUCAUUCUAACAUCUUAUCUAUUGCAAAAAGUAUUUAUCAACGUUAUCAAUAUGUGAAUGAAGGCAUCUUAUCAGUUUGCGAAAUGUAAUUGACAAGAAGUUAAAACAUAACCAAGAAAUUGAAACCAGAAUUAACUUCAGUUAAAUCAAUCAAUUUUAAUUUGACAGUGAAAUAUGGGUUCUACAACAGAAAUGAUACACAACGUUACUAAUUACGACACGACAAGUUUUUAUAUCGGUUUAGGACUAGCAAUUAGUUCUAGUGGCUUUAUAGGUGCCAGUUUUAUUAUAAAGAAAAAAGCACUAAUCCAACUUCAGAGAUAUGGAGUACGUGCAUCGUCUGGAGGUUUUGGCUAUUUAAAAGAAUGGAUAUGGUGGGCUGGUUUGUUAUCUAUGGGAAUAGGAGAAGCAGCAAACUUUGUUGCAUACGCAUUUGCACCUGCGUCGCUUGUAACACCAUUAGGUGCAUUGAGUGUUCUAGUAUCAGCAGUUUUAGCAUCCAAGUAUCUUAAUGAGAAACUAAAUCUACUAGGAAAGAUUGGUUGUUUGCUAUGCAUCUUAGGUUCUACCAUAAUAGUAUUACACUCCCCCAAAGAAGAAGAAGUUAGCAGUUUAAGUGAAUUGGUUGUCAAAAUCAGGGAACCAGGUUAUGUAUCUUAUGUUCUGAUUGUAAUAAUAUGCACCUUGUCAAUCAUAUUUCACUUUGGACCAGCAUAUGGCAAGCAACAUAUUUUGGUAUAUAUUUGUCUGUGCUCCUCUGUCGGUUCUUUAACUGUCAUGAGUUGCAAAGGUCUAGGUUUGGCGUUGAAGGAGACUAUCUCAGGUGGAGAGAACGCGUUUGCUAAUUGGUUGACAUGGGUCUUUAUAUUUAGCGUUAUUCUUUGCAUCAUGGUACAAAUGAAUUAUUUGAACAAAUCACUGGACUUGUUUGACACAUCGAUUGUGACACCAAUCUAUUAUGUCUUCUUUACAACUCUAGUAAUAAUAGCAUCUGCAAUAUUGUUCAGAGAAUGGGAAAAGAUGAGUGUAGAGGACACCUUGGGUGCCUCCUGUGGUUUCUUUGUAAUUAUAAUCGCUAUAUUCCUAUUGAACGCUUUUAAAGAAAUGGAUAUAUAUUACAAUAAUAUUAAACAUAUGUUAAGACCCAAGAGGGAAAUAUUUUUUAAUUAUAAUUCAAGAUGGGACAAUCAAGAAAGAGUAACGACUCGAGUGGAAUCUCAACACUUGCUUAAUCCUACUUACAGUACAGAUCUUACUAGAACUAUCUAAGGUUUAUUUUCAUAGAAAUAUGUACAGUAAGAUAUACACUUGAUUGUAUAGCAAUUAUAAUUGUUAAGAAAAUAAUUUAUUUUUAUCGUUUCUAAUUAAUUGUAAAUAUGCA
Linepithema humile (Argentine ant) is the source of this 1464-nucleotide messenger RNA. It is a transcript of the gene spict, whose product is annotated as magnesium transporter spict. Gene Ontology annotation, cellular component: membrane. Gene Ontology annotation, biological process: magnesium ion transport. NCBI's taxonomy places the organism in Eukaryota, Metazoa, Arthropoda, Insecta, Hymenoptera, Formicidae. The record is from RefSeq and is a predicted model, not a curated record. Gene Ontology annotation, molecular function: magnesium ion transmembrane transporter activity.